Anolis carolinensis (green anole) is the source of this 2165-nucleotide messenger RNA. RefSeq names its product lipase member M. Gene Ontology annotation, biological process: lipid metabolic process. The transcript is spliced from 10 exons. Lineage: Eukaryota; Metazoa; Chordata; Lepidosauria; Squamata; Anolidae. The record is from RefSeq and is a predicted model, not a curated record. Gene Ontology annotation, molecular function: hydrolase activity, acting on ester bonds. Bases 86 to 1273 code for a protein of 395 amino acids.
AGAUACAAGGUAGCUAUCAUUGUCUUCACCCUUCAGAUAUCUGAAACAUAUAUCGGACGGCACGGAACAUCGAACAGACGAUAAGAUGCUUUCAUUUAUUGUGCUAUCUUUUAUGAUCAUGGGAUUUAUGGAAUCAGAACAAUCCUUAAGGAAAAGGACAGAGCUAGACCCUGAAACAUUCAUGAAUAUUAGUGAAAUGAUACAUUACCAAGGCUACCCUAAUGAAGAGUAUGAAAUCCUUACAGAUGAUGGCUAUUUUCUCCCAAUCAACAGAAUUCCACACGGCAGAAAGGAAGUAGAAAAUACAGCUUCAAAGCCUGUUGUAUUAGUUAUGCCUGGUGUACUUACAAAUGGUGGGACCUGGGUAGCUAAUAUGCCCAACAACAGCCUGGGUUUUGUACUAGCAGAUGCAGGCUUUGAUGUGUGGCUGGGAAAUAAUAGAGGAUGCAGAUGGUGUAGAAAACACCAGAAUUUUUCAAUAGAUAAAGAGCAGUUUUGGGAUUUCAGUUUUCAUGAAAUGGCGAUGAAUGACCUGUCAGCCAUUAUAAAUUUUAUUCUAUCUAAAACUGGACAAGAAAAAAUAUUUUACAUUGGCCAUUCUCAGGGCUCCACUAUAGCUUUCAUUGCAUUUUCAGAAAUCCCUCAGUUGGCACAGAAAAUCAAAAUAUUUUUUGCAUUUGGUCCUGUAGCUUCCCUGAAUCAUAGCAAAUCUCCUUAUACUAAACUUGCAUUUUUCGCUGACAAUGCAGGAAAGGCUAUCCUUGGUAAGAAAGAAUUUUGUGUUCUACAUAAUAACACACGGACAUUCCUUGCUAAGACAUGUGACCAGGAGUUUUGGAGAAACAUUUGUGUCAAGCUCCUUUUUUCAGCAGGUGGAAUUAGCAAAAAUAAUGUGAACAUGAGUCGCAUGGAUGUCUUUGCAUCACAUUUACCAGGUUGCACAUCUAUCAAAAAUCUCUUACACUGGGCACAGAUAAAGACAAGUGGAGUACUCAAGUUUUUUGAUUAUGGUUCUGAGAAUAUCAUGAAAUAUAGUCAGGUUGCCCCUCCUGCAUACAACAUUCAAAAAAUGGCUGUACCAAUUGCAAUGUGGAGUGGUGGACAUGACAUAAUGGCAACACCAAAGGAUACUAAACAGUUACUGCCUCUUCUUCAGAAUCUCAUAUACUACAAAGAAAUCCCACAUUGGAUGCAUUAUGAUUUUAUUUUUGGGCUUGAUGCACGUCAAGAAGUAUAUGAUGAAAUCAUUGAAAUCAUCCAGAAUUUUCCCUAAGCAGAUUACCCUGAUCAGAAUUUUUUUGGAAUCUGCAGUUAAAGUGGUUUACUAGAACAUAAUUAUGUUAUUUCAUAGUAUGAAGAACUGUUGCAAUCAAAUCAGAAAUAGAAAACUUUAUUUCAAUAUCACAAGCCAAAUACCACUAGAAUCAAGUCUCAGAGCAAAUUAGCUUUCUCCAGCCAUGGAAAGUCUAUGAGUCAUGAUACAAAAAACAAAACAAAACAAAAAAAACAGAAACAAAACCUAUGUGCCACCUGUCAUACCUGUAUUGUAUUUUCCCCUAUUUUGGAAGAUGCUAAGACCACCUUUAGAGGCUUUCCUCCUUGUAGUGAUGGUGAUAGUCAUAAAAUGAUGUCAUAUGUAGCUAUAGAACACAGAAUAGAAUCUCCUCCUCAGAAACUUUUACUAUAUGUCUACAUUUUAUUUAUAAUGCCAGAUGAAGACCUUUGUAAUCACACAAGCAUUGUAAUCUUUUGUAUUUUUUAUUUGGCUGUAUUAAUUCAAAUACUUUUGGUGUUUGCUGCUUCAAGUUAAUUAAGUAAGUUCUAUGUAAUUGCAGAUUGUUAUAAUUAUCUUAAGGUAUUAAGCAUUUACUAUUGACCUAAGGAAUGUAUAUGGAAUGAUGUGCAAUGAUUUUUUGGAACGGCCCGGAUUACACUUGUGGAUUACGUGAUUAAUUAUGAAUGCAUUGUUUUAAAUAUUUUAAUUGUUUCAAUGUAUUUUAUCAUUCUCUUUUAAUGUCCAUUUGAAUUGUACACUGUUUUUAAGGUAUAAAUUGUUGCCUAUUUGUAAAGUCACCUUGAGUCCCCUCUGGGGUUGAGAAAGACAAGGUAGAAAUACCAUAAAUAAAUAAUAAAUAAAAUAAAUGUGAGCACUGAUAAUAAAAAAA